Pistacia vera is the source of this 1041-nucleotide messenger RNA. Its product is annotated as protein ACCELERATED CELL DEATH 6-like. Lineage: Eukaryota; Viridiplantae; Streptophyta; Magnoliopsida; Sapindales; Anacardiaceae. The record is from RefSeq and is a predicted model, not a curated record. The coding region runs from base 1 to 1041 and encodes 346 amino acids. Gene Ontology annotation, molecular function: protein binding. The transcript has 2 exons.
AUGGAUUCCGUUUCAUUUGGCAGCAAAUGUGAGUUCAAUCGUGAUUUAUACAAGGCUGCAAUCAAGGGUGAUAUCCAACCCUUCACGGAUGACAAUCAACAUCUUGAUCUCAUAUUAACACCGAUUAAGAAUACAAUCUUGCAUGUUCACCUGUCAUCCGAAACCCGAAAAUCAAUAUCGUUCGUGAGAGAAAUGCUUGAAAAAUGUCCAUCGCUUCUACUACAAGUUAAUGCCAAUGGGGAUACACCCCUACAUGUUGCAGCAAGACAUGGAUACUCUACUAUAGUGGAAGUUCUUAUUGAGUGCGCAAAAACUCAACCUCAAGAUACAGAAAGUGGGUUAGAAUACAAGCAGCUGAUGAUCAGGAAGAGCAAUAACGAGGGAAACUCAGCCUUGCACGAGGCAGUGUCGAGUGAUUACGUUCGUGUAGUGGAAAUUUUAACCAAAGAAGACUUUGAGUUUUCACAUUUUGCUAAUAAUUUUGGGGAAACUCCACUUUUCAUUGCUGCCGAGAGAGGAUGUCUCUUAUCAUUGCGUGAAAUAUUAGAAGAUGCAAGUAUUACAAGAGAAUUGCUAAAGAACAAACAGUGUUUGACCAAAAACAGAAAUGAACACGGGUGGACUCCACUUCAUUUCGCUGCAUACUAUCGUAGUUUUCGCAUUACAAAACUACUUUUAGAAUAUGAUAAAUCUGCUGCAUACGCUGCUGAUAAAAAUAGAAAGAUGACACCUCUUCAUAUGGCCGUCAGCAAUGCAUCUCCGCUUCAUAUAUGUUUCAUGCCGAAACAAUUUUAUGUGCAUAUGCAGAUAAUAGAAGAAAUUAUUUCCCAGUGUCCAGAUUGUUGUCAAAUGGUUGACGACCGUGGAUGGAAUGUUCUUCACUUUGCCAUGACUAAGUUACCUGUUCGACAUCUUGUUACUAAGAAGGAUGCAAAAGGAAACACUCCUCUCCAUGUGCUUGCUGCUUGCCGUCCACGGGAAUACCCUGACAUAAAAAAAACACACUCCAAGGAAACUGAUAUUUUGCAACCAAUUUUUUAG